Messenger RNA from Sceloporus undulatus (fence lizard), 1191 nucleotides. RefSeq names its product kinectin-like. Lineage: Eukaryota; Metazoa; Chordata; Lepidosauria; Squamata; Phrynosomatidae. The coding region runs from base 1 to 429 and encodes 142 amino acids. Gene Ontology annotation, molecular function: kinesin binding. The record is from RefSeq and is a predicted model, not a curated record. Gene Ontology annotation, biological process: microtubule-based movement. The transcript has 4 exons.
AUGCGGCCAAACUCAAAAUGGAUCAGAGUGAGAGGCAAAAAACUAGCUGUCGACUUGCCCAAGGCUGAGGAAUCCUUGGUGACUCUAGAAAGGGAAAUAGGAAAAGCUGCUGGAGACACUCAUGUGAUAGAAAACAGUGAUGUCUGCUCACCAACGGCAGGGCCGGAUAAAAAUCUCAAUGUAGCUGUGAGUUUAAACCAGGAUGUUGCCCAUCUCAAAAAGCUGCUUGCAUCUGUCAGCCAAAUGCUCACAAAGGGAAAAGAACACUACCAGCUACUAGGUAGGAGGAUUUUGAGCAAAUGGGACGUCUUUCAUUCUUGGGAUUUGACUGGGGUGUGUGGGGGGUGUUUGUUUAUGUCAGAGGAUGAAGAGAAACUUGGAAUGGAUCUCCAAGUCCAGUCUUUUGAUCACAGGAGAAGAAAAUGGUAGAAUGGACAGCAUCACUUCCAGGCUUUAGCUGGGAGAUACCAUUGCUGAAUCUUCCCCCUGUCUAAGAUAGCACAUCAGGGAAAAUGAGUUUCAAGCCAAACCAUUCCCAUAUAGGUUUUAAAAACUAUGAAACAAAUUUGCCUAGAGAGAUGUUCAGCAUUUUUUUUAAAGUGAGAACAUUUUUCCUCUGAAGUGGAACAGGACGCAGCUUCCAAGCCUUCCCCACCUCAUUCAUCAUCCUGUAUAGACUUGCCCAAUUCAUCUUCCUAUAUAGACUUGCCUAGUACUCUCCUAUGCUACACAGAUGUUGCAGAGCGCUUUCGUGCAGCAUCUGACUUCGAAUCCCAAGAUUCAAGAGGAUGUAGCCAUGACAGUUAAAAUGGCAUCAAAAUGCUGUAAAUGUGUCGUGUAAAAAAGGCCUAGAGGAAACAGCUUCUAAUACUGGGUCUGAACUGAUUGCUGUAUUUUGGGUUUUGGGCAGGAGUCCUUCCCCUGAGUAAAACUGCCAACAGGGUUUACAAAGAGGGUGAUUUACACCUUCUCCCCAGAUUAUGCUUCCUUGACCGACUUGUAUUUGAGCCACCUGGAUUGUGUUGGCCAAAACCACCACUUGAAUCAUAGCUUCUGAAAUAGGGACAAGCUAUUUUUUGAGACAGAAUUUAUGGAAGCUAAGCUUUUUAAAUUGGCUUUUGGUGAGUUGUUUUUGCCAGGACCAUGGUAAAUAGGUCUGAGAAAAUGACAUGGAUGUGGCCACUAGGUGGA